AUGCAAACAAACAAUGUCUAUGAUACUUUUUUUCAACAAGACGAAGCAGCAUACAUUGGUGCUUUUAGUACUCUAAUAAAAGAUUCUUAUUCAGCACCACUUCCUGGAGACUUGGUAGCCAUGUGUAAGAAUCAGAAUCAAGUUACAGUGUCAACAGUUAAAUCAAUAACAACUUCAAUGUUAUCAUCUGAUUUACAAAUAUUUUGUGGUACUGAAACCAUAUGCACCAUACCAACUGGCUUUACAGUUACAAUGAAUAGCAAUUUAAACGUUGCUGCUUUAGUUUUGGAUGGUUCAUUAGUUUGGAAUGACGUUACUCAACCUUCAAGUGAUCAAUGGUUGUGUGCUGGUUACAUUGCUGUCAAUGGAGGUCAAUUCGACAUGAAUCUAACGAGUAAACAAGGUUAUAUUUACAUUAAAAACAAUGGUCUCAAGCAUCCAAUGGUUCAGACUCGUGCGUUUGGUUCCUAUAAUGCUGGUAAAAUACGUGUUAGUGGUCGCCCUCUUGUUAGAACAUGGUCUUUACUAGCUGAUAAAGCUACAUAUGCUCCGACUAUGCCAAGCUCAAACGGAAAUGCUGAAGAUUAUACAAUCGGAGGAUUCGAGGCUCACAAUACUAUAAAAUUGCUUAGUAAAGACGGAACUUCAACUGGUGUUAUAUCGUCAAUAUUUGAGUCAAAAACCCUGUAUACAGGCGAGAAUAUGUCUGCUCUCAUGCAAGCUGAAGUCAUUAAUCUUUCGCGUAAUAUUAUAAUUACCGGAGACGAUUUUCAACAUGUUAAUUGUGUGAACGAUGUAGUUGACGGCAAACCACCCGAUCAUAUUCAAGCCGACCAUUGUUCAUGUUGGAAAAAUAUUAACAGAAAUCAAUGCACUCUUGGAUUGCAUACAAUUGCAAUUGGACCCGGUUCUGUUUUAUCUUUCCAAUAUACAAGGAUUGAGAAAUGUGGCCAACGUGGUAUUUUAGGAAAAUACUGUGUACAUUUACAUUUAAUUAGUAAUUGUUCUGAUUGUAAAAUUAUUGGCAAUGCUUUUGAGUAUGGUCAUCAAAGAGGUACCACUAUUCAUGGAACACAUUUAGCGACUGUAGAGAAUAAUGUUUACAAUGACAUUCGUGGUGCAACAAUAUACGUUGAAGAUGGAAAUGAAAUGUAUAAUAGAAUAUUUUAUAAUGUUGGAAUAUGUCCUUGGGCAAAAUCUGGAGAAAAAAGAGGAUGUACUAUACCAGGCACCGAUAAUGAUCAAGCGGAUACUACAUUAAAUCAAGCUGGUUUAUGGGGUUUGAGUUUUACUAGUUAUGCUAUUGGAAAUCGUUUUGCUAAUAAUUACAAUGGCAUGUUGUAUCAAGAGCAAGGAUUUGAUAGCGGUCGAGGUCUCUUAAGUGGUUUAGAAUGCCUUAGUUUUCAACAAAUUGGAAGAUUAGAAGGAAAUACUUUUCACGGUUGUGGAAGAUUUGGUACAUAUGUACUUGCAAGUGUGUUUCCAAAAAAAACCGAUAGAUCAAUUGAAAAAAAUGGUUUACCAACUUUAAGCACAUGUCAAGAAUGGACUACAAGUGGUGAAGAUAAUGGAUUACCAGCGACAUUUAUGCAUAAUAUAGAUUAUAACAAUGUAUUUGUAGGCCAAUAUAAUGCUGGUGAUUUACAGUAUCGAUUUCAUACGAGUAUUAAUAACAAUAAUUUGAUUUAUUGGAAAGAAACAAAAAAUUUUCAAGACGGUUGUUCUGCUCAUAUUGCUGACUCAUUUUAUAGCUCAGGUAAUUUAGCUUUGCCUGAUGGUCAUGGAACGUUUAUUUUGGAAAAUAUGAUUUUUAAUGACCAAGUUCAUUUUGAAUCAAGUCAUCAUUGUCAAGUUGGAGUAACAGGAGUACUUUGUAUGCCAACUUAUGUGUUUGUCAAUAUGAAAUGGACUGGUGUUAUAUCUGAUGACCGACCAAUCUUAAAAUGGGGACCAAAUAAUGGAGCUAUGUUUACACUUGGACCUGAUGAUGAGAAAAACUUCAAUGGAAAUAAAUUAUUUCCAGCUGGAUUUUGUUCUAUAGUCAAUCCAUAUUGGUCCUAUCUUUUAGCAUUGGAUAAUGGUGCGUCUUGUUUUAAUUCGAAUGAUAUUGCUAGACUUUUAAAUCAAGAUCCUGGUAAAUUUGCACAAAAAUAUGAUGGUGGAGCAAUUUUUUGCAAAAGACCUGUUCGCCGACUUGAAAUAUUUACAUUUAAUGAAGAUGGUGGAAGCUAUCAACCGAUGCGGUUGGAACUUUGGCAAUCGGGUAAUCUGAUAAGCUCAGUUACGUUAAAUCAUUUUCAAAUUGGAGACAGAAAACGAGGUUACAGUGCCACUGUUGUUCCUGAUUUGGAUCACCAGUACAAAUUGUCAAUGACUAAUGGAGGAAAUAUAUCUCCUAAUUGGAUUAUUGAAUUUUCUGACCCGAUUUUUGGAAAUCGUUGGAAGAGAGAUGAGAUUGAUCUUGUUGUUGCUGGUAGAAACUGUCCAUAUCCAGUUCACUCUCAGCAUGAUCGAAGAUACAUUUGGUCUGGAGAUAAUUAUCUUACAGUAAAAGGAAGAGGAGCUUGCACAUCUUUUCCUGACAUGCCACCCGCUGACUGUAGAUCUCAACCAAAAUUAAGUAAUGUUGAGGAUUGUCCUGGCAAAUGUCCGAAUGGUUGUACAAAUGGAUACUGUGAUUGUGCGACAGGAGAGUGUUUGUGCAAUCCGGGAUUUUCUGGUUUAAAUUGUAAUAUUGAUACUUGUGCUGCUGCCGGAUGCGUCAAUGGUAAUUGUGCUGCUCUAUACCUUGGAGGAAGUUUGUUUGUUACAAAAAAACCAUGUGUUUGCAUCGAUGGGUGGUAUGGUGAUAGAUGUGAUACAACAACGCCACCAGUUCCAGAUCCAGAUCCAGCGCCCACAUGCUUUAAUGGAUGUCAUUUUUACAUGGAUAGUGAUGUUGCCGGUGGACAGUUUGGAGGUAUUGCAGCAUCAGAUCCAAAAGUUUGCUGUACGGAGUGCAAUAAGAAUGCAGCCUGUAAUUCAUGGGUGUUUUUUUCUUAUAAUUGCUAUUUAAAAACAGGAACACAAAGAAUUCAUAAAUCUGGAGUCAUAUCAGGAAUUAAAUGUUCAGCUGGAAUAGAUUCUAGUACAAAUGCGCCCAUUACGACAGCACCUGUUACGACAGCAUCUGUUACGGCAGCACCUAUAACACCCAACUGUGAUGGUAAAUGCAAAGGUCAAUACCCAUACGGCUGUAAUUCUGGCUUUCAAAUUGGAUAUUGUAAUGCAGGAGGUGGAUGUUAUUAUUCUAUUACUAAUGAUCCAAAUUGGUGUUGCUUCAAAGGUUGUAAUCAACAGCCAUCUGACACAAGCUCACCAGUUUUGACAAAUGCGCCAACAACAGUUACUGUAGCACCUGUAUCAGCUUCCUGUGAUGGCAAAUGCUCUGGACAAUAUCCUUAUGGUUGUAACUCUGAUUUUUCUAUAGGAUACUGUUCUUCUUGGGGUGGAUGCAGCUAUUCUACAAUGGAUGAUCCUAAUUGGUGUUGUUUCAAAGGCUGUUGA
This is a messenger RNA of Rotaria sordida, 3546 nucleotides long. The record is from the annotation of a GenBank genome assembly. NCBI's taxonomy places the organism in Eukaryota, Metazoa, Rotifera, Eurotatoria, Philodinida, Philodinidae.